CAUAAUACAUACAUAUAUUAUAUAUUGCAGCAGCAUCCAGAAACCACAAGAGAGAAUAUAUAUGAUGAGAAUGAUGAUACUAAAGGCACCAGUUUUUAUUAUGAUGGUUUUGUUAGUUUUUGGUUAUAUUUUGAGUUUAUCAUCAGCUGUAGCUGCUUCAUUUGUGUACCCUAAAAAUUAUGAGCAGAUAGAGGUUUCAAGGGCUUCUGGUCCAGAAAGCAUUGCUUUCGAUUGCCAUGGAAAUGGACCCUACGUCAGCCUUUCAGACGGUACAAUCCUAAAAUGGCAUGGACCAAACAUGGGUUGGAAAGAGUUUGCCUUCACCUCACCUAAUCGGCCGAGGAGUAUCUGUGAUGGGUCAACGAACCAAGAGAACGAGCCAACCUGUGGAAGGCCAUUGGGCCUGAAGUUUGACAAGAACACUUGUAAUCUUUACAUUGCAGAUGCUUACUUUGGGCUUCUAAUGGUUGGGCCCAGUGGAGGUUUGGCCCAACCAGUUGCCACUUCUGCUGAUGGCUCACCCUUUGGAUUUGCAAAUGCUUUGGAUAUUGACACCCAAACUGGAGUAGUUUAUUUUACAGAUUCCAGCACCUUAUUCCAAAGAAGGGUAUGGUUGUACUCAGUCUUGAGUGGAGAAAGAACAGGAAGACUAAUCAAAUACGACCCACGAACAAAGAAAACAACAGUUUUGCUCAGAGGCCUUGCAUUUCCAAAUGGUGUGGCCCUAAGCAACGAUAAGUCAUUUCUCCUCCUAGUUGAGUCUACCACAAUGAAAAUCUUUAGGUAUUGGCUUCGAGGACCAAAGGCACAAACCUUGGAACUCUUCGCACAACUAGGACGGUCCUUAGACAACAUUAAAACUAACCAAAAUGGUGAGUUUUGGGUAGCUUUGAACACUGGCAGAGCCGUCAUCAAAAGCUUAUUUCACCGAAAGUUUAACGACGAAGUUGUGUUACCGAGUUGGAUUCGAGACCCAGUCGCCAUUAAGUUUGACAGAGAUGGAAAUAUUUUAGAAGCUUUGGAUGGCGGCGGCGACGCCCCACUUGAAUCUGUUAGUGAAGUUGAAGAACAUGGCAAAAGCUUGUGGUUUGGCUCUGCUGUCAAAUCUUAUGUUGGUGUUUUACAUCCAAUUAAUUAAAUUUAUAUAUAUAGAAAUUUUUUAUAAUAGGAACACUUAAUUUGUUUCUAUAGUAUAAGGACAUUUAUAAAUCAUUAAUUAAGUUGAAUUGUGAAAGUUUAUACUAUUUAUUAUGAAAUUGUAUGCACGUUAUUUUAAUAGCUUUAAUUUUGUUAAAAAAAAUUCCUAAA
Cannabis sativa is the source of this 1308-nucleotide messenger RNA. Its product is annotated as protein STRICTOSIDINE SYNTHASE-LIKE 10. The record is from RefSeq and is a predicted model, not a curated record. NCBI's taxonomy places the organism in Eukaryota, Viridiplantae, Streptophyta, Magnoliopsida, Rosales, Cannabaceae. Gene Ontology annotation, biological process: biosynthetic process. Bases 62 to 1138 code for a protein of 358 amino acids. Gene Ontology annotation, molecular function: strictosidine synthase activity. The transcript has 3 exons.